UUCGGGUAAGAACCAGAAGAGUGCAAUGGCUAAUGCCGAAGCAGAGAUUAGCGGCAGAUGGAUAGACCUGGACAAGCUACUCUCGAGGCCUGGCAACCUUGUCGGCCAAUCCUUCUACCCAAGCCCCGACUUGAGAAAUGAUUUGCGCCAGUAUGUGAAGGUUUUAGUGGUGGGCGCAGGCGGGUUGGGCUGUGAGCUGCUCAAGGACUUGGCUUUAUCGGGUUUCCAGAACCUCGAAGUCAUAGACAUGGACAGAAUUGAGGUUUCCAAUCUCAAUCGUCAGUUCCUGUUCAGGCUUCAAGAUGUUGGGAAGCCCAAAGCAGAGGUAGCAGCAAAGCGUGUAAUGGAAAGAAUUAGUGGAGUCAACAUUGUUCCACAUUUUUGCCGAAUCCAAGAUAAAGAUCUUGCAUUUUAUAAUGAGUUUAACAUUAUUGCUCUUGGUCUUGAUUCUAUCGAGGCUCGGAGCUACAUCAAUGAUGUGGCUUGUAGUUUCUUGGAGUAUGAUUCUGAAGACAAGCCAUGUGAAGAAACAAUCAAACCUAUGGUAGAUGGUGGUACUGAAGGUUUCAAGGGCCAUGCUAGGGUUAUCUUGCCAGGAGUCACGCCAUGCUUUGAGUGUACCAUCUGGCUUUUCCCCCCUCAAGUAAAGUUUCCACUAUGCACUCUGGCAGAAACCCCUAGAACUGCUGCUCAUUGUAUUGAAUAUGCCCACCUAAUAAAAUGGGAUGAGGUGCAUGGGGGAAAAGCUUUUGAUGAGGAUGACCCAGACCAUAUGCAGUGGGUUUACUCAGAGGCUGUCAAAAGAGCUGAACUUUUUGGCAUUCCAGGGGUUACGUAUACUCUGACUCAGGGCGUUGUGAAGAAUAUUAUUCCAGCUAUUGCCUCUACAAAUGCGAUUAUAUCAGCUGCAUGUGCACUGGAAGCCCUGAAGAUUGCAACGGGAUGCAGCAAAACGCUAUCUAAUUAUCUUUCGUAUAAUGGUGUUGACGGCCUGCACACCAAAGUGACUGAGUUUGUAAGGGACAAGGAUUGUCCUGUCUGUGGUCCUGGAGUUCUUAUUGAGCUGGAUACUUCAAUCACUCUACAGAAGUUUAUGGAACUACUUGGAGAAUACCCUGGGCUGCUUCUUUCAAAACCAAGUAUUUCAUACCAAGGAGAGAAUCUGUAUAUGCAAGCACCUCCUGUACUGGAAGAGAUGACUCGGUCGAACUUAACCCUACCUCUUUUCAACCUCAUGGGUAAAGUCCCAAAGGGAGUUGUCAAUGUUAGUGGCAUGACCAAGAAGGACGACAAGAAAACAUCAUGCACGAGGAAACUACGAGUUGUGUUCAAGGGAAUUGAUGGAGUGACAGAUAUGGAUAUGGCUAGUGGGGCUUGAUAUUCUUCUACACCUGAUUUUAAUCAAAUUUUUACCCUAGUUAUUUUUUGGGGUUACAAGCUGUCCCUUAAGAAGUUCCAGAGCAUUUUAAUGGCAGUGACAACUUAGGGUGGUGACUUGGGAUUUCUUUUCUCUGAGUUGUUAUAGAGUCAUGAUGUUAUUGUGAGGACAACAUGUUCGGUGUCAUUGCAAAGUUGGGAGAGGAAAAUAUUUUUGAUAUAUUGAGAG
Telopea speciosissima is the source of this 1606-nucleotide messenger RNA. Its product is annotated as NEDD8-activating enzyme E1 catalytic subunit. Gene Ontology annotation, biological process: protein neddylation. NCBI's taxonomy places the organism in Eukaryota, Viridiplantae, Streptophyta, Magnoliopsida, Proteales, Proteaceae. Gene Ontology annotation, molecular function: NEDD8 activating enzyme activity. The record is from RefSeq and is a predicted model, not a curated record. Gene Ontology annotation, cellular component: nucleus; cytoplasm. The transcript is spliced from 9 exons. The coding region runs from base 26 to 1378 and encodes 450 amino acids.